This is a messenger RNA of Oreochromis aureus, 5240 nucleotides long. RefSeq names its product son of sevenless homolog 1. NCBI's taxonomy places the organism in Eukaryota, Metazoa, Chordata, Actinopteri, Cichliformes, Cichlidae. Gene Ontology annotation, molecular function: structural constituent of chromatin; guanyl-nucleotide exchange factor activity; protein heterodimerization activity. The record is from RefSeq and is a predicted model, not a curated record. The transcript has 22 exons. Gene Ontology annotation, biological process: Ras protein signal transduction; positive regulation of GTPase activity. The coding region runs from base 545 to 4588 and encodes 1347 amino acids. Gene Ontology annotation, cellular component: plasma membrane; nucleosome.
CAUGCGCAGCCCUUACUCUACGGUUCCCCAGACUCGGGUGACAACAGCCGCCCUCCGUUAGCUCACGGACUGUCCGCCUGUCAGGGGCCCGGGGCUGGACGCGCCAUCUGAGAGAGUCAGGGGGACAUAGUGUGGGCAGCGGACGCUAAGCGAAAGCCACGACGCCGAAGAGUCGGUGAGUCUUUGAUCCGCACCGCCCGCCCGAUAACAACGCGCCCGCUGCCCGGCAGCUGCUGGCCGGUCGGUCCGUUUGCCGAGUUGCCGCUAACGCUAGCAGGCGGGCUAACGCCGCGGCAGAUCACCGUCCCCAGCGUCCCGGUGCCCGUUCAUCAUGUUCUGCUCCCGGUGAGUGGAGCCGCGGGCAGCUGCUAGCCCGGAGCUAACGGCUAGCUCUCCGAGGAUGGUCGCAGUGAGGGCGGCUGCUCUGGAGGAUCGGCCCGGAUGUUCUGAGCUUCACGGCUUCACCCGUCCUGCUGGACCCGGACUGCCGCUCACCGAACCGGGCGUGUGAGUCCGGCUGCUCAGACCCGCGGGAGCGGCAGCCAUGCAGGCGGCGCAGCCGCAGUACGACUUCUUCAGCGAAGAGAACGGUCCGAAAUGGAGAGGCCUGCUGGUGCCCUCACUGGAAAAGGUACUGAACCAGGUGCAUCCUAACCUGGUGUCCCAGCAGGAGGCGCUGCAGUACGUGGAGGAGCUGAUCCUGCAGCUGCUCAGUAUGCUGUGUCAGGCUCAGCCACGCACGUGCCAGGACGUCGAGGAGCGCGUGCAGAAGAGUUUUCCUCACCCGAUCGAUAAGUGGGCACUCAGUGAUGCUCAGAGCGCCAUUGAGAAGAGGAGGAGGAGGAACCCGCUGGCGCUGCCUGUUGAUAAGAUCCAUCCCCUGCUCAAGGAGGUGCUGGGCUACAAGAUCGACCACCAGGUGUCCGUGUACAUGGUCGCCGUCCUGGAGUACAUCUCUGCGGACAUCCUGAAGCUGGCGGGAAAUUACGUGAGGAACAUUCGACACUAUGAGAUCUCCCAGCAGGAUAUCACCGUGGCCAUGUGUGCCGACAAGGUGUUGAUGAACAUGUUCCACCAGGACGAGGAGGACAUCAGCGGCUUCCCGCUAAUGGAUGAGGAGCCAUCAGCCAGUGAGGAGCAGAGUUACUACGAGCUGGUGAAGAGCUUCAUGGCGGACUGUCGGCAGUACCUGAGGCAGCUCAACCUGAUCAUCAGGGUAUUCAGGGAGCCCUUCAACUCCAACUCCAUGCUCUUCUCCCAGCAUGAUGUGGACAGCAUCUUCAGUCGGAUCCUGGAUAUCCACGAGGUAACGGUGAAGCUGCUCGGUCUGAUUGAAGACACGGUGGAGAUGACCGGUGAGGGAAGUCCUCAUCCUCUGGUGGGGAGCUGCUUCGAGGACCUGGCUGAGGAGUUGGCUUUCGACCCGUAUGAGACGUACGCUCAGGACAUCCUGCGCUCUGGCUUCCACGAACACUUCCUCAGUCAGGUGUCCAAACCUGGAGCUUCCUUCCACCUGCAGUCCAUCUGCGAGGGCUUUAAAGAGGCCGUUCAGUACGUUCUGCCCAGGCUGCUGCUCACACCUGUUUACCACUGCCUGCACCUGUUCGAGAUCCUCAAGCAACUGGAGGAGAAGAGUCAGGAUGACGAGGAUAAAGAGUGUCUGAAACAGGCCAUCACGGCUCUGCUCAACCUGCAGAGCAGCAUGGAGAGGAUCUGCUCCAGGAGCCUGGCCAAGAGGAGGCUCAGCGAGUCGGCGUGCCGUUUCUACUGCCACCAGAUGAAGGGUAAGCACCUCGCCAUCAAGAAGAUGAACGAGAUCCAAAAGAACAUCGACGGCUGGGAGGGGAAGGACAUUGGCCAGUGCUGCAAUGAGUUCAUCAUGGAGGGUACCUUGACCCGCGUCGGCGCCAAACACGAACGCCACAUCUUCCUGUUCGACGGCCUGAUGAUCUGCUGCAAGUCUAAUCAUGGCCCGCCGCGACUGCCUGGCGCCAGUUCCACCGCAGAGUACCGUCUCAAAGAAAAGUUCUUCAUGCGCAAAGUUCAGAUCAACGACAAAGAUGACAAGGAGGGCGAGUACCGCCACGCCUUCGAGAUCAUCCUGAAAGACGGCAACAGCGUGGUGUUCGCCGCCAAGUCUGCAGAGGAGAAGAACGGCUGGAUGGCGGCGCUGAUCUCGCUGCAGUACCGCAGCACGCUGGAGCGCAUGCUGGACACCGCCAUGCUGCAGGAGGAGAAGGAAGAGCAGAUGAGACUCCCCGGCGCCGAGGUGUACCGCUUUGCCGAGCCCGACUCCGAGGAGAACGUCGUGUUCGAGGAGAACGUCCAGUCCAAGUCCGGCAUUCCCAUCAUCAAGGCGGGGACUGUCCUGAAGCUGAUCGAGAGACUCACCUUCCACAUGUACGCAGAUCCAAACUUUGUCCGGACUUUUCUGACCACCUACAGAUCGUUCUGCAAACCUCGGGAGCUGCUGGACCUGCUCAUAGAGAGGUUUGAGAUCCCGGAGCCAAAGCCGGCCGACGCCAAUCAGACGGAGGGAGGAGAACAGCCACCCAGCGCUGAAGUCAAACGGUUCCGGAAAGAGUUUGUCCAACCUGUUCAGCUCAGAGUGUUGAAUGUUUGUCGCCACUGGGUUGAACAUCACUUCUAUGAUUUUGAGAGAGACCCUCUCCUUCUGAGCGAGAUGGAGGACUUCAUCGCUUCAGUCAAAGGUAAGGCGAUGAAGAAGUGGGUGGAGUCAAUCACCAAGAUCAUCCAAAGGAAGAAGCAGGUCCAGGUGAGCGUGCCCAGUCACAGCAUCACCUUCCAGAAUUCCCCUCCUCCCAUCGAAUGGCACAUCUGCAAACCCGGAGACACUGAGCACUUCGACCUUAUGACCCUGCACCCCAUCGAAAUCGCCCGCCAGCUCACCCUGCUCGAGUCUGACUUUUACAGGGCGGUGCAACCGUCUGAGCUGGUCGGCAGCGUCUGGACCAAAGAGGACAAAGAGAUCCACUCGCCCAACCUGUUACGGAUGAUCCGACACACCACCAACCUCACCCUGUGGUUUGAAAAGUGUAUCAUAGAGACGGAGAACCUGGAGGAACGCGUCGCCGUCUUUUCUCGGAUUAUCGAAAUCCUGCAGGUGUUUCAGGAGCUCAACAAUUUCAAUGGCGUCCUAGAGGUCGUCAGCGCCAUGAACUCUGCACCCGUGUACAGACUGGAUCACACCUUUGAGCAAAUUCCGAGUCGUCAGAGAAAAAUCCUGGAGGACGCUCAUGAGCUCAGCGAGGACCACUACAAGAAGUACCUGGCUAAACUGCGCUCCAUCAACCCCCCCUGCGUCCCCUUCUUUGGAAUCUACCUGACCAACAUCCUGAAAACGGAGGAGGGAAACCCCGACUUCCUGCACAGACACGGCAAAGAUCUGAUCAACUUCAGCAAGAGACGGAAAGUGGCCGAGAUCACCGGAGAGAUCCAGCAGUACCAGAACCAGCCGUACUGUCUGCGGGUGGAGGGCGACAUCAGAAAGUUCUUUGAGAACCUGAACCCAAUGGGCGACCUGUCGGAGAAGGACUUCAGUGAUUAUCUCUUCCACAAGUCUCUGGAGAUCGAACCUCGGCAGCUUCGAUCGGCUCCUCGAUUUGCGAAGAAGUACACCUAUCCUCUGAAGUCUCCGGGGAUCCGACCCACUUCGGCCCGACCCGGCACCAUGAGACACCCGACGCCGCUGCAGAACGAGCCCAGGAAGAUCAGCUACAGCCGCAUCCCGGACAGCGAGUCCGAGGGGACGCCGGCCUCUGCCCCCAACUCUCCCCGUACCCCCCUGACCCCGCCCCCUGCCUCCGCCGCCUCCAGCUCCACAGAUGUGGGCAGCGUAUUCGACUCGCCGCAAGGACCCAGCAGCCCAUUCCACUCCAGGUCCUCUUCGGUCUCCUCCAUGGUGAGCUUCAGUCGGGCUUCUGAGGAUGUUCCCGUUCCUCCUCCUGUUCCUCCCCGCAGACGACCGGAGUCGGCUCCUGCUGAGUCUUCCCCCUCCAAGAUGCUGUCAAAGCUGGACAGCCCCCCCGCCAUUCCACCUCGUCAGCCCACCUGUAAGCUCCACCCUUCUCGUUACUCGUCACUGUCAUCAUCACCGCCUGACAGCCCCCCCUCCCUGCCUCCACGAGAGCCCCUCAGCUCCCCUUUGCACCUCCUGCCCCCCCCUCAGGGUCGUCCCCGCUGUGACCUCCUGCCUCAGGCUUUCUUCCCCCCCAACAUCUCUGGCCCAACCUCCAUUUGCUCCACCCCCACCACAUUGUCCUCCUCACCCCCUGCUCCUGUCACCCCCACCUCCAGGAAAUUACCCCUGCCUUCUCCACCCCUCCCCCCACUCCCUCCCCUCACCUUGGAUGGCCCCCCUGUGCCUCCACGCCACAGUGUUCCCAAACUCCCCCCGAAGACAUACAAGAGGGAUUCUGUUGGACAUGCCCCCAUGUUGGACACGCCCUCUGUGCGAUUGGACAGCCUGGAGAUCCAGAAGGUUCAGGGACAGGUGAUUGGACAGGCUGUGGAGGAGACGGAGCUAACACUACAGCUGAUUGGAUCAGAAGGAGGUAAAAAUGUGUGAUGGACCAAUCAGGACGCUCCGACUGCUUCGAACUGAGACUGACUGUAAAACAAAAAUGUGCUCUUAUUCUGAAAAUCUCUGAGCUCAGACCUCAGAGGGACGAGACCCUCAGGUACUGGCCUGGAGCCACACAGGUACUGCAGUGGUUCAGGUGGACCUGAUGAAGAAGAUGGUGAUGGUGGUGAUGUCAUUAUUAAUGAUGUAAACAAAAACAAGGGAAUAAACAUUUCUUUCACUGAGCUCGAAGAAACCUGGAAUUCACGUCUUUAUUUUACCUGCUGAGCACGCUCAGUGGGCCUGCACCAUCUGCGCUGAGCGUGGGGGGGGGACCAUCUUGUAAUUGGGGCGAUCACCUUGAGCAGGUUAAAAGGGUGGAGCCUGAUCCAGGUGUAAUGAUGAAGGUAAGAUGGUUUCUCCCUCUUUAAGAAGUGAGAGGCGUUUCCUUAAGAUUUUCAAAAUAAAGCCUGUAGGCACAUAGUUGGCUUCCUCACCAUUUUCUGUGACCUUUGCCCUCAUCAUUGCUAAGCAGGCGAGUCUACUAGCUCUCAGCUCCACGCUGUGUGAAGCUCCGCCUCCAUAAGUGACCUCUGAGAGUCCACUUCCUGUUUGUUAAUGAGAAACUCUAAAUAAAGUUUGUACAUUUGAAACGACA